CUGUUGUUUGCUUCUUAUCAGUAUAAUGACACAAGUCUUUGCUUUACCACGUAUAAAAAUAAAAUGAAUCUCUUGUCGCACAAGCGACCUUCUGAACUUGGCACAACCUGCUGCUUUGUAUUUGAUCCUUUUCCAUGCGAAAUGAAAAACCUUGUUCAGGUACAGCAAUUCAAGUAUAAAUAAGCUUUCGAAUUUUCUUUAGGUUGACCAGCCACCAUCUUUAGUGUGUCGAAUCCUUAGGAAACGAUGCAUCUGGACCGAAAAUUCUGACGUAUGCACUCGAUGUGCACAGAAUGGCUCUGAGUGUAUACCGAUCGACGUCUAUCAAGGAAGCGAUAGUGGUGAGCCUGUAGCGCAAGACGGCGAACAAGAAUUAAAAGAAUGGGAAGACGAUGUGUCGAAAUUGCAAGAUGCAAUUGAAGAAAUGGAGUCUGCCCUCGCCAAGUCAGUAAUACCCACGAUAACAAGCAGUAGCAGCAGCUCGUUACCUCCUAGUACGAUUUAUCCAAGCUUUUCUGGCCAGAUCAAACCAGCCCUUACUCUCAGCUAUAGCAGGAGUACCAGUAGCAGUAGCAGCAGCAGCAUCAUUAGCAGCAGCAUAGGCGGGACCUCCACCAGCAGCAUCACCAGCAUCGACGACAGUGGCGACGAAAACAGUGUUGGAGGAUAUGAUGAUAACAACAGUAGUGCUGCCAACAAGUUGAAUCAAAUCGAACCUGUGUGGCAACUGACCAUUGUCGAUGGCCAUAUCCGACUUGAUUCGGCAAUCCAAACACUAGACGAACUGGAAAUGUAUACACGAGCUUCACUGCGAUACCUCUCACCAUUUAAAGCAAUCUUUAGUACGGAGCAGAUCUAUUUCGACAGCCCGUCUAUCAGCAUACCACUCGCUUCGAUCAGCUUCAUGCAACGCAGCAUUAUCAAGAAACCACGCAAAAAGUUUUUGACAAUUGGGUACGACGAUUCUACGACAUACGACUAUCGAGCUAUCGCUGAUAAGGAGCUUAUCCCACUGUAUCUGGAAAAGUACAAUGUCAUGACAGGGUUCCUACAUGCACCAACGUUUCUAAAACACUAUCACGAACUUGAUGACCCACUCGACGAUCCACUCGUGUUGGCUGUGUGUGUCGACGCGGUGGCUGCGCUACGUCACAAUCUCCACUAUACUCCUGUGGAAAAACGUCAUCUUGCAGAUUAUUUCUAUACCAAAUGCAAAAACAUGCUGCUUGACAUGUUUGACGAUCCUACCCUCAAAUUUGAAUCUGUAACCAUUACCACUUUCUUACAAAUGUUCCUCAUGGAUAUGGUGAUCGACUUUGCUGAAGCACGGCGUUUGGUGACGAUCGCACUGUUGAUAUGUUCAGAACUGGACGUAGCUUAUGCCAAAGAUGAAAUGAAUCCAGUCGAACGAGUCUUAUAUCAGCGACACCGACUUACUCUGGCCAUGUUCAAUCGUACAAUUGAUGUAGUCCUAGAAGAUAGAAUCGAUCUCACGGCUUCAGCGACUAUCAAGCUCAAUACCUUGGACGACGAACCCGAAACGCUAAAGCAGUAUGUGGCUGUGUCUAACCACAUACUUGAAUUUGUUGGUACUCCUUUUGUCGCGAAUGUAUUGAAACGUAUCAAUCGUCUUAUCUACGGACAAUCCUGUAGCUUGCGCUUGGAUGAUAUAUUGCACUUUGAGCCUUUAGCUCGCGAAUGGUUUGAUGGUCUCCCACCAGAAUUUCGUAUCUGCAAAGAUCCUUUUGCACCAAACGUCCACACGUUGAUCGAAAACAAUACUUCUCAAUAGUGUUGUGACAAUGGAUGUUAUGCAGCUCAUCCGUAAUAAGGCAUCGUCACUCGCGAUCACGUCUUGUAAGGUGCUACUUUGUGUGAUGCGUGUCAAUCUAGAACAAGACUUAA
This is a messenger RNA of Zychaea mexicana, 1905 nucleotides long. RefSeq lists its product as uncharacterized. The record is from RefSeq and is a predicted model, not a curated record. Lineage: Eukaryota; Fungi; Mucoromycota; Mucoromycetes; Mucorales; Lichtheimiaceae. The transcript is spliced from 3 exons. Bases 425 to 1792 code for a protein of 455 amino acids.